Molecule: messenger RNA, 956 nt
Organism: Suillus clintonianus
Lineage: Eukaryota; Fungi; Basidiomycota; Agaricomycetes; Boletales; Suillaceae
Exons: 2
Coding region: 55-927 (290 amino acids)
Source: RefSeq, a predicted model, not a curated record
UGUAGCAGGUGACACGGAAUGAUGAUGUCAUUUAUUUUUUCUUGAGCGUACAGGAUGACGCCAAUUAGGGGUUACACCAAACAGUUCGUCCUUGUCGUCAUGCAAUGCCGACCCUUGCGGGUAUUUGCUGCGAGAGGCUCCAUCUUGGAGCGGUCCGCAUUGACAAGAUUCCACGCCCGCUCCUCAAUUGAACAACUACAUGUCAACAACGCUAACGUCCUUCGUCAUCACUACAUCAUCGAUUCACCGUAUAUAAAGUCCCAGAAACGCACUAUCUCUCAUCUUCUUAACCACAACACACAAUCAAUAAUGUCUUUCGAUCAAGAAAACCAAGGUUCACGUCGGAACUUCAACGACGACGCAAACUACGACUCCCCAAGCGGCGAUCAACGCACCGUCCCCGGGGGUGACACCACACUCUCUGGUUCCCACGGAGGCAGCGGCAGCGGCCAAGCUGGUGGCUACACAGGAAGCGAACGCCGCGCUGGUAGGCAAGGCCAGCAGGGUUUAGAUGAAGGCGAUGAGUACUGCGACACGGACCCUGGAAUGGCUGGUAAUCGCGGCGCUCAGGACGUGAAUAUCCCUGGAGUUGGUGGCGAAAAUGACAGUGCCUAUGGCCAGAGCAUUGGUGGCGAUGGCCGUAGUCGCGGGUACGAGCGCGACACUGAUGAAUAUGAUGAUUCUGGCAUUGGGAGUGGUCAAGGUCAGGGCACCGGUCGUGGUCCAACGGGCAAAUUGUCUUCCAUGAGUUCCAAAUUGAUGGGUUGGUCUUUCUUCAUCUGGAUUCGCAAUUAUACUCAUCUUAGUGUUCAGGCGGAAUGGAGAAGAUGGCUGGAAAACUUUCUCAUGACCCCGAACGCGAGGCCAAGGGCGAGCAGCGCAAGGUACGUCGUGAUUUAUUGUUGUUCAGGAUGGGAUGGCUUAUGAUUUCGUAGACCGGCCUCUAGGCUACCCCA